This is a messenger RNA of Drosophila bipectinata, 917 nucleotides long. Its product is annotated as glucose 1-dehydrogenase. Gene Ontology annotation, molecular function: oxidoreductase activity. NCBI's taxonomy places the organism in Eukaryota, Metazoa, Arthropoda, Insecta, Diptera, Drosophilidae. The record is from RefSeq and is a predicted model, not a curated record.
CUGGCUGGAAUACCCUCAAUAAAAUCAUUAAGAUGCGCAGUUGGCUUGGGAGCUUCAGAUCAUCUUACAUAAUUUUUCCACCAUGAAUUUUGCCGGUAAGGUUGUCCUAAUUACGGGAGCCAGUUCUGGAAUUGGAGCCGCUACUGCCAUAAAGUUUGCCAAGUAUGGAGCAUGCUUGGCGCUUAAUGGCCGAAAUGUGGACAACCUGAAAAAGGUUGCAGCCGAAUGCUCCAAAGUCGCUGAAUCCUCUCCAGCCCUUGUCGUGGGCGACAUCGCCAAAGAGGCCGACACUAAGCGGAUCUGGGAAGAGACUCUCCAAAAGUAUGGAAAACUUGAUGUCCUGGUGAACAAUGCCGGAAUCAUUGAGACGGGCACUAUUGAGAACACGAGCUUGGAACAGUACGAUCGGGUGAUGAACACCAACCUGCGGGCCAUCUAUCAUCUCACCAUGCUAGCCACCCCAGAGCUCAUCAAAUCCAAAGGCAAUAUAGUCAACGUGUCCAGCGUGAAUGGAAUUCGCUCCUUUCCCGGUGUCUUGGCCUACAACAUCUCUAAAAUGGGCGUGGAUCAGUUCACGCGAUGUGUGGCCCUUGAGCUGGCUCCCAAGGGUGUUCGGGUCAACUGCGUCAAUCCUGGUGUGACUGUGACCAAUCUUCACUCACGAGGAGGCAUGGAUCCGGAGACCUACAAGAAGUUCCUGGAGCACUCCAAAAGCACCCACGCACUAGGCCGUCCAGGGGAUGUCAAGGAGGUGGCAGCUGCCAUAGCCUUCCUUGCCAGCGACGAGGCUAGCUUUAGCACUGGUGUCAGUCUUCCUGUUGAUGGAGGUCGUCAUGCCAUGUGUCCCCGCUAAGGACCAUAGAAAGAUACUUCUUCAGAUUGAAAUGCAUUUAAAAGUCUUAUAUUUUCGACUUUAU